AUGAAAUCUUUAGUGUUAGCUUUUGCUAGCUUGCUGGCAUUAUAUUCAGUUAAUUGUGAUGUAUAUUUAGAUGAAAAGUUCCCCGAUGAUUCUUGGGAAUCCAAUUGGGUGUAUAGUGAACAUCCCGGCAAAGAAUUCGGCAAAUUUAAGCUGACCGCUGGAAAGUUCUUCAACGACCCGGAGGAAGAUAAAGGUUUACAAACUUCAGAAGAUGCGAGAUUUUAUGCUCUAUCCCACAAAUUCCAGCCCUUCUCUAAUGAAGGCAAGGACCUCGUCGUUCAGUUCUCAGUUAAACAUGAGCAAGAUAUUGACUGUGGAGGUGGUUACUUGAAAGUAUUCAACUGUGAAUUGAACCAAAAAGAUAUGCAUGGAGAGUCUCCAUAUGAAAUUAUGUUUGGUCCUGACAUUUGCGGCCCUGGAACUAAGAAGGUCCAUGUAAUCUUCAGCUACAAGGGCAAAAACCAUCUGAUCAAGAAAGAAAUCCGUUGCAAGGAUGAUGUGUACACCCACGUCUAUACUUUGGUUGUGAAACCAGACAAUAAAUACCAAGUUCUCAUUGAUAAUGAAGUGGUUGAGUCUGGAGACCUCGAGGCUGACUGGGACUUCCUUCCCCCCAAGAAGAUCAAGGAUCCUGAAGCCACAAAGCCAGAGGAUUGGGAUGACCGUGCCCAGAUUCCUGACCCAGAUGACACCAAACCCGAAGAUUGGGACAAACCUGAGCACAUCCCUGACCCUGAUGCCACCAAGCCUGAGGACUGGGACGAUGAGAUGGAUGGAGAGUGGGAACCACCCAUGAUUGAUAACCCUGAGUACAAGGGUGUUUGGGCUCCUAAGCAGAUUGACAAUCCAGCAUACAAAGGUCAAUGGAUCCAUCCUGAAAUUGACAACCCAGAAUAUGUUGAAGACAAGAACCUUUACAAACGCGAUGAGCUCUGCGCAGUCGGUUUGGACCUUUGGCAAGUUAAGUCUGGUACCAUCUUCGAUAACAUCCUCAUCACAGAUGAUAUCGAACUGGCCAAGGAACGUGUAGAGGCAGUCAAGAAGACAAUAGAAGGUGAGAAGAAGAUGAAGGCUGAACAAGAUGAAGCGGAGAGAGAGAAGGAGAAGGCAGACAAGCCAGAAGAUGAAGACGAUGAGGACUUAGAUGAUGAACUGAAGGAAGAACCUCCUGCAGAUGACCACGACGAGCUG
Brenthis ino (lesser marbled fritillary) is the source of this 1191-nucleotide messenger RNA. The record is from the annotation of a GenBank genome assembly. NCBI's taxonomy places the organism in Eukaryota, Metazoa, Arthropoda, Insecta, Lepidoptera, Nymphalidae.